UGAUUUCAAAUGCGUGACUGCUUUGCAGUGUGGGUGUGCGUUUGAUAUGAUUGAAACUUGUUCGCGUAAAAAACUAAGGAGUCUUCGCCACGACUCUACGUCGGCUCUACUUAAUCCGAACGCAGCGACGACAGCAACUGCGAAAAGCGGCGACAAUCGUAAACGACAGCGAACAGAAGAAGACAAAGACAUCUACAGUGACUCGUCGAUUGGCUGUUUGCUCUCAAGCGUUCCUCUCGUUGCCGAACGCUUCAAUGUUCUGGAAAUGAUCGGACGAGGUACGUUCAGUCACGUCUAUAAGAGUCACGUGACCGGAAAUGUAAGAAAACUCUACGCUCUGAAACACGUUGUGCCAACCAGUUCUCCUAGAAGAAUUAGCAAUGAGUUGAAAUGUCUGAAUUUGUUGAAAGGCAGAGAGAAUAUUAUUGCCAUCGAGACGUGUUUGAGGUGGAAAGAUAAUGUUGUGAUAGUGCUGCCAUUUGUUUCUCAUCAGAACUUCAAGGACUAUGUUGGUGAUAUGAGUGUCUCCGAAAUGCGUGACUACGUGCGUGGACUUUUCAUCGCUCUGAGAGGCGUUCACUCCAUGUCGAUCAUACAUCGCGAUAUCAAACCGAGCAACUUCCUUUACAACAGGCAAACUAAAGAGUUUCGACUGAUUGAUUUUGGACUGGCACAUCUUCCACCUGCCAGUGAAGCUUCGGUCGGUGACUUCGUUGAUGAGGAUACAACGACGACAUGUGGACCAUCAGUUCCCACCACAGUGAGACGCAGCACUCGCCUCGUCUCUCCCUCAUCGUCAAAAUCUAAACAAACCGGCUGCGUGUCGUUGUCCACCCGAACCUCGAGUUUACAUUCGUCACUCAAAGACGGUCCUAGUAAACACAACAGACACACGUCGGAUCGAAAACGUAUCCGUCAACGUUCGGCGUUCUCAGCCAUUCCUUUUGUAUCGUGUCAUUCCAAGUUGGAACUGAGACUGUGUCCGACGCGUCACAAACUGAACGAAGUGUGUAACGUCUGCUGCUCAAGACCAAGUCAGGAGACACCGCGGGAUGGCACCCCCGGGUUUCGAGCACCCGAAGUCUUGAUGAAAUCGCCCGACCAGUCGGCGGCCGUCGACGUCUGGUCGGCUGGCGUCACGAUGCUCUGCAUACUGUCAUCGUGCUAUCCGUUUUUCAAAGCUCAGAACGACAUGGAAGCAUUAGCUCAGAUUGUCACCGUGUUCGGCAGCCAUCAGUGUGUCAAUGCUGCUCGCAUCAUUCACAAAGACUUGGUGUGCAGUCCGGAGGUGACCGGAUGGGACUUGAAGGGGCUAUGUCGGCUCCUUCGAUACGGAAAGGAUCCCACGCCGUCGUGUGAAUGCGGCAAAGGGUUGGGGGAGAAACGCGAGUGUUGGAGGUGUCUAUCGGACGCAGCCUAUGAGUUUCUAACGAGAUGCUUGGAUCUUAACCCUUUCACACGAUUCACAGCUGAACAAGCUCUAGCUCAUCCGUUUCUACUCGAUUAGAAUUAUUACGUAUAAUACUCGAUUUGUAGGUAAUUUAUUUUAUAAGAAAUUAGUGAACUCACACUUUAUUAAUUAUGUACAGUGAUUGAAUAUAGACAAACAAUACAUUGAACCCGAAC
Messenger RNA from Corticium candelabrum, 1626 nucleotides. Its product is annotated as cell division cycle 7-related protein kinase-like. Gene Ontology annotation, molecular function: protein serine/threonine kinase activity; ATP binding. Bases 47 to 1507 code for a protein of 486 amino acids. The record is from RefSeq and is a predicted model, not a curated record. The transcript is spliced from 6 exons. Gene Ontology annotation, cellular component: nucleus. Gene Ontology annotation, biological process: mitotic DNA damage checkpoint signaling; protein phosphorylation. Lineage: Eukaryota; Metazoa; Porifera; Homoscleromorpha; Homosclerophorida; Plakinidae.